AUGGCUUCCUGGACUUACUUCAACGGCACUCCUAAGCCCCCUACCCCGGAUUCCUCCAUUCACAGCCUCAAAGACGUUUCCACUAUCCUCGAUUAUCUCCACCACCCCCUCAUCCUGGUUGGAGAUGCAGCCAGCUGCAGAAUGAACGACACUUGGCACAACACCGACAUAGUCGACCUACUAUUGACAAGUCCCGUACAUGAACAACUUGGAACCAUGUUAGUCAAACUCGGAGGAUGGAAACAACCAUUACCAGAUGACAAUGAAGUCUCUAAACACCUUCUCAGGACUUGUUCCCUCGAGGUCCUCCAACGGGACGCCGACGUCCUUCUCCAAAGAGUCGACCGACACCCAGGACAAUGUAUCUUCCUCCGUCUCUGGUCCAAAGAGAGCUAUCACCUACCCAUAAACAUGAAAAAUAUGGUCGAAAUUCAACACUUGCAAAUAUGGCCAGAGGCGGAUAUCCCCCAAUCGCAAAGAAGAAGCAGAAAGUCCAAACAAAAAGAUUUCGGGGGCAAAGUCUUCAUCCCCAACUUUGAAACGUUCAUGGAUACCAUGGUCUACCAAAGCCUGCACUACUACGACAUCAAAGACUUCCUCUGCUCGGACGCCAUGAGCCGGAUCCGGAGGCUAGUUGACGGAAACUUUUUGGAGCAGACGCCCUACUGUGAGCAGAUCCUUGCUCUAAUAAGCCAGGAGUCGGCCGGUUGGCUGGGGGGUUAUCUGGAUAAUUUCGAACGAAAGGAAGCGCCUGAUAUGAAGGCGUGUUUGGAGAAACUGAGAGAGCAACAUACACGAGAACGGUGCUCUUCGAUGUUGGAGGCUUCGUCUGCUGUCAGCUCGGAAACGGUGGAUGUCGAAAUGCGAAAUGCUGGGGAGAAAAAAAGCUUGACGCUGGAAGCCAAGGACAUUACAUAUUAUAGCAACGGUGGUGGAGGGGCAGUCCCCUAUCUGGGAACUCCCGGACUAUGGAACCAAGAGUUCUAUCAACUCGAAAAUAACAUGCAAGCAAUUCCACUGUCAGCCAGGUUGCCCUCCAUGGAUUCGCCAGAGAACCCCAUUAGGGCCAGUCAGAUCUACAUUCACCCCGACCCCCGCAAAACCAUACUCCCACAGCUUCGCUCUCGCGUGGCCGCCCUGCCCCUCGUCCGACGGAUUCAAUUCCAUCUCCAGACUCCAAAUGCGAAAGUCCUCGCCACAUUCCCGCCUUCAUCAUCGAAAUUGCCUGAAGACUAUGCAAUUGCAUACAUCGACCGAAGCCGCGCACCAGAGACAGAAUGCUGGGUCUUCUCAUCAGUUGAAUCAAGUCCGCAAUUGCAACCCCCGCCAGAGACUCAAACCAUCUCCCCGAAUUUCAAUCGUGCUCGUGCCCAGUUACUGUCCCUCCUAGAAUAUAUCCGGACCCUCCCCCUCCCAGCCUCCUACCCCAGCAGUCAGGACAAUACCAUCCUCCUGGUCGGCGCCGUAAACCGGACCAGCCUCGCUCUUCUGAAGCAGGAAAGCGGGAAUCAAAUCAACGCACAAGAUGGAAAAAAGGUCAUCUCCGGGACGAACAGUCUCCAAACCAGACGGGAGACCUACGCUACUGAAAUGAGCGAGACGGCCCUCGACGAGGCUAAGCGGGAAGGGAGUCACGUCCACGGCUCGGCGGCUAAGGGAAACCCCGAUGAGGGAGGCGUUGUCAGGGGGCAUACCGUGCCGUAUUGCAAAUUCGUCUUCUCGCCCUCCGCACACAAUGCUAGGGGCGGGUCAUCUGUCAUUGAGGGGAGCGAAGGACUCCCGGCGGGGAUGGAGUGGACUAGGGUCCGGCAGGAUGAAUUCAAACUCGUCAUCUCGCGGACGGAAAUUCCGCGCAAGGAGAGAACGCUGCGAUUACUUCCGGGAGUGGGGAUACGGACAUCUGCUUCAUCGGAUGCGGGUGAGGCAGGCAGGUUGAUUGCUUGGGCUUUUCUGGGCGUGGAUUGUUCGUUAACCUCACUUCAUGUCGAGUCUGAGUUUCGGGGGACGGGGCUGGCUAAACUGCUGACGAAGCAGGUCUUCUCGCUUUUGACCCCGUCGCUUGCUGAAGACGGGGGCGAUGGCUGUGAUUCUGAGGUCCUUGAUGAUCCGCGAGGAGGGUUUCUGGGGAUAGAGGAGGGCGAGACGCAUACUCAUAGUGACGUGGCAACGGAUAAUUCGGCAAGUACUGGAGUUGCUAAGGCGAUGGGGGGCGUCUACUCGUGGGAUUGUUUCUGGGCACUUGUUGAUCUCGAUGCUGUGCAUGAAGCUUUCAGGAAGCUGGCUCGGGAAGCUUGA
This is a messenger RNA of Pseudomassariella vexata, 2295 nucleotides long. RefSeq lists its product as uncharacterized. Bases 1 to 2295 code for a protein of 764 amino acids. Lineage: Eukaryota; Fungi; Ascomycota; Sordariomycetes; Amphisphaeriales; Pseudomassariaceae. The record is from RefSeq and is a predicted model, not a curated record. The transcript has 4 exons.